This is a messenger RNA of Penicillium canariense, 396 nucleotides long. RefSeq lists its product as uncharacterized. Lineage: Eukaryota; Fungi; Ascomycota; Eurotiomycetes; Eurotiales; Aspergillaceae. The record is from RefSeq and is a predicted model, not a curated record. The coding region runs from base 1 to 396 and encodes 131 amino acids. The transcript has a single exon.
AUGAACAGCGGCCCAACAUUCACGACCAUUUCAUCCCAAAGCCUAGAACAUAUGCGUAUUCUCAUUAUGGGUGGUCUUCGUGGCCUCGCUGCUGCUGUUCCCUUGUUACGGACGGCCACAUGCUCAAUUGAGUACUCUCUAAUUCAGCCGUUCCUCUCCUCCAAGCUCUCUGUGUCGAUGGUCUUCAAUAAACGAGCCAGUCCUUCACUCAAAGGCGGUGGACUCGUGAUUCGCCCCAAUGCCUUCCGCAGUCUACAGUCCCGGGGACUGGGAGACGCUAUCGAGCAAUUUGCGGACAGACGCCUUCCAUUCGAGAUACACGACCUAAAGAAAGAAAAUCAGAAGACGCGAAAGCGGCCCCAGGCCCUCCGUAAAAAGAUGCAAGACAUCUAUUAG